This is a messenger RNA of Talaromyces marneffei, 1641 nucleotides long. RefSeq lists its product as uncharacterized. Bases 1 to 1641 code for a protein of 546 amino acids. The record is from RefSeq and is a predicted model, not a curated record. NCBI's taxonomy places the organism in Eukaryota, Fungi, Ascomycota, Eurotiomycetes, Eurotiales, Trichocomaceae. Gene Ontology annotation, molecular function: RNA polymerase II cis-regulatory region sequence-specific DNA binding; DNA-binding transcription factor activity, RNA polymerase II-specific. Gene Ontology annotation, biological process: regulation of transcription by RNA polymerase II. Gene Ontology annotation, cellular component: nucleus. The transcript has 4 exons.
AUGUCCUCCCGGGAGACAGGUGACUUUUGUCUGGAUUGCCAUUGGGACACGUUUGAUGAUAUUACUGGAAAGUUUCCGAUGCUGCCAUCAGAGAAACGGCAAUGCGGGGAUAUCCAUCAUAUCGGAGAUGCAGCAUGUGCAGCUGAAGAAAGUUGUUGUGAAAAUGAUGCUUGCUCCCUCAAUUGCUCGUCAGUCUGUGAUGGGUUUGUGAGCUGUGACCUAGUUUCAACAGUAUGCUCUGCUGCCAACUGCGAGGAAGAACAUUGUGAAAGUACUGGUCCAGCGUGUUUCGACAAGCACUGCUUUGAGGACGGUCAAAAUGUGGACGUUUCAACGGCAAAUCUGCUCCAGCAGACCGAUUUUCAAUGGGACCCCGCAGUAUUUUUGCCUGCUAUAACCGACCAUCACUUUGAUAUGCCAGUUGCCGAGUCACAUACGUUAAAUCAAGCGACUUCCAGGCAUCAGCAUUGCUAUACCAACAACUCUUUCUCCGACUUUCAAUGCCACAGUACAGGCCAUGGGUCUCUUGCCGCAUGCCAGCAAUAUUCCAAAGAUUGCAACAAUGCAUGGUGUGCUCCCUUUAAUAAUAACCAGAUAGACAUGUCUCAUAUUGACGUGGAUAUCCUGCUCAACAACACAUCAUUCGACACACCAGAUUCAAACGACGCUCUUUUCGACCAGCAAAGUGAUGCCACUAAAAUGCCUUGUUUCCUAGGUGAUGGACAGCCGUCCUGCUCAGAUGCAGGUUUUCAACAUCUAGGAUGCUAUCUUCGAAAUUCCGGAGACACAAGAUUACUAGAGUUCUCAAAACAACAGUCACAAGCUCGUGUUCACCGUCAUCACCAUGGCCAAGCACAUCAUAGAGUGGCACAAUAUUCUCGCCCUCGUAAUCAACGGAGGAGUAUAAGUUCUCAAACUAUUUCCAGCCUCAUCGACAGUCCUCCUCCUUUAGAUAGAGCUUUGUCGUCCGCUUUGACGAGCCCCACUCCGGCAUUGCCUGAGGAAGGAGAAUCUCAUGUCUGCCGCUGGAAUCAUGGGAUAUCCAUGUGCAAUGCUACCUUUACCUCCUGUGGAGAUCUUCAAGAACAUCUCGUCACGCAACAUAUACAUCCUAUAGACGGAGUUCAAGGGCAUGGUUACUACUGCUGCUGGUAUGGGUGUCACCGGCCACAUGAACCAUUUUCUCAAAAGUCCAAGCUUCAAGGACAUUUCUUGACUCACAGCAACUACAAGAACUUCGCCUGCUCGGUAUGUGGCAAAGCAUUCGCGAGACAAGCAACACUCGAACGUCAUGAGCGUAGUCAUCGUGGCGAGAAACCCUUCAAAUGCAAACAAUGCGGCAAAGCCUUCACGGAUAGCAGCGAGCUCAAGACUCAUUCCCGAACACACACUGGGGAAAAGCCAUUUAAGUGCACAUUUCCGGGGUGUGACUUUCAGACCGGUGACUCAUCCAAUAUGUCUAGCCACAAGUUGACGCAUAGUGGACGCCGACAUAAAUGCACUUAUCCUGGUUGCGCGAAGGCUUUUACUCGCCCUGAUCAACUUAAACGCCAUCUCAAAACCACUCACAAAGUCGACAAUAACACCCAGUCCAUGAUUUCAACGAUCGCAUUGCCUACAACGAUAGGCACAGUCAGUUAA